CACCAACCCAACACAUCUUCGAAACGAUCCUAGCAUGAAUCUCAUUAGGCUGCAAUAUCGUUCAUGGCAGCAUUUCGCCGCACGACCCGAUCACCAACAUCGCAGGCAAUCAUAAUGCUGAGUCGUCCAUUGUUUUCAUAACGUCGCUCUAUCGAAUACUCCGACAAACACUCUCCUCCAAAAUAGCAUUUUUGCCAAUCAUGACUAGUUCCACGGCCAAUACGAGGGCUGAGCCCGACAUGUUCCAGCACUCUAUUCUGCCAAAAGAGAAGGGCUCUUUCCGAUUGAUACAGGUUCUACCUGAUCUUUCCGUUGACGGCCUUCUCGACUGCUACCUACAGAAUGCGCUUGUUCAAGAAUCGAAUUAUGUCUGUCUCUCUUAUACGUGGGGUCAACCAGGUGACGAGUGCUCUAUCAAGCUCGAUGGAAAACUAUGUUAUGUGCGCCGAAACCUCUACGACUUCCUCCAAGCGGCACGCCAGCGUCUCACAUUUUGCACUUUAUGGAUAGACGCGUUAUGUAUAAACCAAACCGACGUCGAGGAAAGAAACCACCAAGUUCAGCAGAUGGGUAAUAUCUUUGCUGGCGCAAGAAUGGUCGUGUCGUGGCUAGGCAAUAAUCUGGAGACGCAGACGUUUGUUCAGACAAUGGGACUGGAGUUCGACCGCCAGGGUUGGAAAACCUGGGAAGAUUUUUACCACAGCAAGCACGGUGAUUCACCUCAGGGGAGCAGCCCCCAGAAAGUAGAGCCGAACUUCAGCAGUCGCUCCGUCCCAGCCUAUAAUCCGAUUGAAGAGAAUACAUACGACUCCAAGAUCCCCGACUCUUCACUCAUUCAGAAACAUUACGGUCGCGUUGCAAACAAUGCGUACUGGAAAAGGGCCUGGGUCACACAAGAAAUACUGCUAGCAAACGCGCUGGUAGUGAUGGCUGGACAGCACGUCAUCGGUUUCCUGUCACUCGCGCACGCCUGUAUGUACACGAUAAAGAAGUUACCUGAAGACUCACUCAUGGAGUAUGCGUACCUAUUCUUCAUGCAACAGGGCAAAUACACCGAGGAUAGCCCCAGCCGCUCGAUCUUGCAAAACGGGAAGUGGCAGGAUACCCAUGGACUGCUCGCCCUCCUACGAUGGUUCACAGGAAAAUGUUGCGCACUUCGACGGGACCGCAUUUACUCCUUGCUAGCGCUUUGCAAGGGUGGCGACAAAAUCAGGGUCGACUACGAUGGACGAGAUGUGGAGCUUAUACUACAAGUCCUCGAUGCAUGCAAAGAAGAAAUGUGCUUCUGCACUGCCUCUACCGUUGCUCGUAUUGUGAAGGGACCUGACUUCUCCCAUCUGGAAAAAGAAGCUUACGCUGUCACUGGAACGCAUGACUUCAGGCUCCAGGCAUACAGCUCAGACCUGGAAGUUUGUCCAUCAUGCUCUCAGCAGGUAUCCCGAUCUCAGCCUGGUGUAUACUUUUGCUUGCACUGUGACCCCGACGUUUGCAGUGAUUGGCAAGGCCAUCUUUUCUGGGAUAAUUCUCCUUGUGAUGACGCAGUAGAUCCCUUUCGGCGUCGUGACCUCCUACGAUUAGCCAGAAAAGACCUCCGCGAGCCGCGCGUGCUGUGUAGGAAAGGACAAGGAAUUGAGAUCAACCGCGAAGAGGUCGAAGGCGAGUUAUACACCUUGCGAUUUUCUCUCGGUACCCUCGUCGAUGUCAUGCAUGUCAAAUUUGAAGACGAAAGGCGGGUUGUUAGAUCGCACACAUGUCGUGGUUGAUGACGACAACCGCUCUUGGGCACGAAAACAUGCCCAGGCAGAGAUGCUGGGUAUGUACGUAUUGUAUCCUAGGAUUCAAUAAGCAUGUGUCUUGGUAAGGCCUGAUUUGACUAUGAAAACGGUAUUCAUCAAAAUGAAAGCUACAUAGUAAAUGUGUCUGCGAAUGCUUUCCACCGAUCAAGUGAGUACAUUAGCAAGUUACAUGAAGGUUGGU
Molecule: messenger RNA, 1977 nt
Organism: Alternaria rosae
Lineage: Eukaryota; Fungi; Ascomycota; Dothideomycetes; Pleosporales; Pleosporaceae
Product: heterokaryon incompatibility protein-domain-containing protein
Exons: 1
Coding region: 201-1763 (520 amino acids)
Source: RefSeq, a predicted model, not a curated record